Monopterus albus (swamp eel) is the source of this 3623-nucleotide messenger RNA. RefSeq names its product importin 7 (gene ipo7). Gene Ontology annotation, biological process: protein import into nucleus. Bases 144 to 3209 code for a protein of 1021 amino acids. The transcript has 24 exons. Gene Ontology annotation, molecular function: small GTPase binding. Gene Ontology annotation, cellular component: nuclear envelope; cytosol. The record is from RefSeq and is a predicted model, not a curated record. Lineage: Eukaryota; Metazoa; Chordata; Actinopteri; Synbranchiformes; Synbranchidae.
CUGGCGCUGAUCAAUCCGGGUACUUCAUUCACUGCUUCCUUUCGCGCCGGGUAACCGGAGAGCUGUGCGUCCAUGUGCGCAGUGACUGGGAAUUGAGAGUCCAUUGAAAUAUUAAAGUCCGAGCCGCAGAUAGAGAUCUCAUAAUGGAUCCUGAUUCUUUGAUCGAGGCCCUUCGGGGGACGAUGGACCCCAAUCUACGGGAAGCCGCCGAGAGACAGCUCAACGAGGGUCACGCCCAGGUAAACUUUGUGUCCACACUGCUGCACGUCACCAUGUCUGAUCAGCUGGAUUUGCCUGUCAGACAAGCAGGUGUGAUUUACCUUAAGAACAUGAUAACCCAGCACUGGAGCGAUGGAGACGGUUCAGGCUCCGAGACGGCUAUCAAUAACAUCCCUGAGGAAGACAGGCAGUUCAUUCGAGACAACAUAGUGGAGGCCAUCAUCCACUCACCCGAACGCAUCAGGGUCCAGCUGACAACAUGUAUCCACCACAUGAUCAAGCACGAUUACCCCAGCAAGUGGACGACCAUUGUGGACAAGAUUGGCUUCUACCUGCAAUCAGACAACAGUGCAGGAUGGCUGGGCAUCUUGCUCUGCCUUUACCAGCUUGUCAAAAACUACGAAUAUAAGAAACCAGAAGAACGUCAGCCUUUAGUGGCUGCCAUGCACAUCUUCAUGCCCAUGCUGAAACAACGCUUUAUUCAGCUGCUCCCUGACCACUCCAGUGACUCAGUCCUUAUACAGAAACAGAUCUUCAAAAUCCUCUAUGCCCUCUUUCAGUACAACCUCCCCCUGGAACUCAUCAAUCGACAGAACCUGACAGAAUGGAUGGAGAUCCUAAAGACAGUAGUGGACAGAGAUGUGCCUCCGGAGACGAUGCAGAUCGAUGAAGAUGAGCGGCCUGAGCUGCCAUGGUGGAAGUGUAAGAAGUGGGCCCUUCACAUCUUGGCGCGGCUGUUUGAGCGGUAUGGAAGCCCAGGCAAUACAACCAAAGAGUAUGCAGAGUUUGCUGAACUUUUCCUCAAGGAAUAUGCAGUUCCUGCACAACAGGUGCUGCUGAAAGUCUUAUACCAGUACAAGGAAAAGCAAUAUGUGGCUCCCAGAGUACUCCAACAGACACUGAACUACAUCAACCAGGGCAUAGCACAUGCUCUGACAUGGAAAAACCUCAAACUGCACAUCCAGGGCAUCAUUCAGGAUGUGGUUUUUCCACUCAUGUGUUACACUGAUGGUGAUGAGGAGCUGUGGCAGGAGGAUCCAUACGAGUAUAUCCGCAUGAAGUUUGAUGUAUUUGAAGACUUCAUUUCUCCAACAACAGCAGCCCAGACACUCCUUUUCACUGCCUGCAACAAAAGGAAAGAGGUGCUGCAAAAGACUAUGGGUUUCUGCUACCAGAUUCUCACUGAUCCCACCUCUGACCCCAGGAAAAAGGAUGGCGCCCUCCACAUGAUAGGCUCUUUGGCUGAAAUCCUGCUCAAGAAAAAAAUAUAUAAGGACCAGAUGGAGUUCAUGCUGCAGAAUCACGUCUUCCCCCUGUUCCGGAGUGACCUGGGCUACAUGAGGGCCAGAGCCUGCUGGGUGCUCCAUUACUUCUGUGAGGUCAAGUUCAAAAGUGACCAGAACUUGCAGACGGCACUGGAGUUGACACGCCUCUGUUUAAUCAAUGACAACGAGAUGCCAGUUAAAGUGGAGGCUGCUAUUGCACUGCAGGUUCUCAUCAGCAACCAGGAGAAAGCCAAAGAAUACAUCACCCCCUUCAUCCGGCCAGUGAUGCAGGCACUCCUGCACAUUGUCAGGGAGACGGAAAAUGAUGAUCUCACCAACGUCAUACAGAAGAUGAUCUGCGAAUACAGCGAGGAGGUCACUCCAAUUGCAGUGGAGAUGACACAGCAUUUGGCGAUGACGUUCAACCAGGUGAUUCAGACGGGGCCUGAUGAGGAGGGAGGAGAUGAUAAGGCGGUGACAGCUAUGGGUAUCCUCAACACCAUUGACACAUUGUUAAGUGUGGUGGAGGACCACAAAGAGAUUACCCAGCAGCUAGAGGGCAUCUGUCUGCAGGUGAUCGGCACUGUGCUGCAGCAGCAUGUGCUGGAAUUUUACGAGGAGAUCCUGUCCUUGGCUCACAGCCUAACCUGCCAGCAGGUGUCGCCGCAGAUGUGGCAGCUCCUUCCACUGGUAUAUGAAGUCUUCCAGCAGGAUGGAUUUGACUACUUCACAGAUAUGAUGCCUCUUCUUCACAACUAUGUCACAGUUGACACAGACACCCUCCUGUCUGACACCAAGUACUUGGAGGUCAUCUACAGCAUGUGCAAAAAGGUCCUGACAGGAGAUCCAGGUGAGGACCCAGAGUGCCAUGCAGCCAAGCUGUUAGAGGUGAUCAUUCUGCAGUGCAAAGGUCGUGGAAUUGAUCAGGUUGUGCCCUUGUUCGUGGCUGCUGCGUUGGAGCGUCUGACGCGGGAGGUGAAGACCAGCGAGUUGAGGACUAUGUGCCUGCAGGUGGCCAUCGCUGCGCUUUACUACAGCCCCCCUCUUCUCCUCAACACUUUGGAGAAUCUCCGCUUUCCCAACAACACUGAGCCAAUCACUAACCACUUCAUAACCCAGUGGCUCAAAGAUGUUGACUGCUUCCUUGGCCUCCAUGACAGGAAGAUGUCGAUUCUUGGACUUUGUGCUCUCAUUGACCUCGAGCACAGGCCUCAGGUCGUUAACCAGGUGGCUAGUCAGCUUCUUCCAGCAGCCAUCCUGCUGUUCAGUGGCCUCAAGAGGGCGUAUGCCUGUCGAGCAGAGCAUGAAAACGAGGACGAGGACGAUGAUGAAGAUGGAGAAGAUGAGGAUGAAAAUGCUGAGCUGGGCAGUGAUGAGGAUGACAUUGAUGAGGAGGGCCAGGAGUACCUGGAGAUGCUGGCAAAGCAUGCAGGGGAGGAUGGAGAUGAUGAAGACUGGGAAGAAGAUGAUGCUGAGGAGACGGCACUUGAGGGCUACACUACAUCUGUAGACGAUGAAGACAACUUGGUGGACGAGUAUCAGAUCUUCAAAGCCAUACUACAGAAUAUCCAGACCCGUGACCCAGCAUGGUACCAGGCACUAACACAAGCCCUUGAUGAGGAACAGGGCAAACAGCUUCAGGACAUUGCCACGCUUGCAGACCAGAGACGGGCAGCACAUGGUGAGCACCAGCUGAGACUCAUCAAUUUUCCAAAUAAACCCUGAUGCCGCUUUUGAGUAUGACAAUAAACCUUUUUUUUUUUUUUCUACAUGCUGCUAUUUUCUGCUUUUUUUGUGAUUGGCAGUUGCUUUGCAGUUUUACAAUGUCUAAAUCAUAUUGCUAAUGCCUUUUCAUCUAUACAUUUUCCUCAAAUAAAAAGUACCACAGCAUUUAUAGCAUCUUCCCUCUGUAUAGUAUAAACUGAAAUCAGUUGCAUUUGAGGCUAUUAUAUACACAUUAACAUGAGUCUGGGAUGAUCACUCCCCUCCCAUAAAAGAAAAGUGUCUGUUUUAAUCCCUUUUCAAUAGUAAAAUGUCUGUACACUGGAAUGCUCUGUCUGUAAUAUGUCUGCCAGUGCUAGUGGGCCAAAGUGGUGCCCUGGGAUUUUAUGGGCUGACAAUAAACCAUGUUGGGCAAGA